This is a messenger RNA of Pungitius pungitius (ninespine stickleback), 4620 nucleotides long. Its product is annotated as BLOC-2 complex member HPS6. Bases 403 to 3168 code for a protein of 921 amino acids. Lineage: Eukaryota; Metazoa; Chordata; Actinopteri; Perciformes; Gasterosteidae. The record is from RefSeq and is a predicted model, not a curated record. The transcript has a single exon. Gene Ontology annotation, cellular component: BLOC-2 complex; lysosomal membrane. Gene Ontology annotation, biological process: lysosome localization; organelle organization; protein localization to membrane.
GAGACAAUCUUUGUGCUCGUCGUGCGCGAACCGUCAUCGGUAUCCGGAAAUGAACAAUCCCGUGAUGUCAGGGGGGGCGGUGUGCUAGCAUAGCAUCGGAAUGAGUAAAGUCCCCUUUCGAGAGUAAAACUUCAUUUUCCGCGGUUUCCCUGUCAGCUAACCGUCUAGCGCUGUUUGUCGUGUACCGAAACCCGGGUCACCGAGGCGGAUCACCGUCGGAGGAUGUAUCCUUCCGCGCCGGACUUUUACAGCGGGAUGAAGCCCCUCUCUGGACCUAACGGGAUGCCUUUCGGUUCGUCUCCCCGGAGUCCCUGGUGAGAUUUAUGUGUCGCACGGUGCAUAGGUUGUGGCGAGCUAUUUAACGAGCCGGAAUAAGCUGCUCGGGCUGGAAUCGGGUGAGUUAUGGCGCGUCUGGCGUUGAAGCAACUGUCAGAUUUCGGGGAUUUCACAAACGGAACAGAGCUGACUGAGAUCAUUAAAGUGACAAGUAACGAGCUCCAUGACAGCCUGUCGAACAUUCGCCUCAGUCCGGAUGGACGUCACGUCCAUGUCAUCCUCCGCGGACCUACGGUCGGACUCGUGACUCUGGACAAAUAUGAAAGACCCCUUCUCGCCCAGAACCAGAAGAAGCUGGACUUGCGGUUGACACGGACCGUGCCUAUCGUGGAUAUCUUAUACCUGGACCAUCGCAACAGCGCCAGAGACACGGCAGCCGUGGCCGUGGUUUAUGAGAACGGAAAAGCUGAGUUUUGGAAAUUCCAGGAGUGCAAAGCUGGCUGGCGUCUCCUGCAAACUUCCGAUUUGUGCAACAGCCCUCGGGCAAAAGUGGUGUCCGUCUGCGCAUGCUCCAAUCUGAUCAUCUGGUGCGAGGAGAGGGCGCCCUCAGAGAGCACCCCGGCCCCCAGCGCCCCGAGGAACAAGCUGAGAUACUGUGUCUGCAGACGGGACUUCGAGGUGGAGGAAGGGGCCGUCAGCCUCGGAGGGGUGAAAAUCGCCCUCCACAACAAUCCUAAAUUCAACGUGGUCAGCUCGGGUGAAGUGAUACAUCUCCUUCCCGACGUGAAAGGGAAGCCGCUGAUGAGCAUCUCCAAGUGUUUCGUCUCCUGGUCCCCUCGCCAGGACUCCUUCACAGUCAGCGCCACGUGUAAGAGCACCCCCCUGAAGAGGCUUUCAGCCCAAGAGUCCGACUUAAAGAAGUUGGUGACGGACUGCGUGGGAUAUUUAUCAACCCUCGAACCACCUGAGAUCUGCGCCUUCUCCCCCACCGCCUGCGGGGGCCUGCUGCUGCUGCUCGGCACCGGGUGGGUCUGUCUCCUGCAGAAGGACGGGCUGCUGCGGCGGGUCUACAAACUCGCGGACACCUGCUCGGCGGUGCGUGGCGCUCCCAUCAGCCUGUGCAUGUACCAGGACAUCAUAGCGGUGCUGUUCGGGCAGGACCUGCGUCUGAUAGACGUGAACUGUGGCAGGGAGCUGGAAAAGAUGAGGCUGAAGAAAGAGGGGUUGUUGUAUGAAAAUGGGGCCGAAAGGGGUGCGCCUCACCUGCUCUCAGAAACCGGCCUUUUCGCGGUUGUGAGCAAGGAGACGGGCUCCAUGGAUUGCAGCUCUGUUCUGAAGCAGUCUGGUCCCAGCGUGGAGAGCAUUCAUCCGGGGGCCCUCCUGGUAGAGGCCGUCUUCGAGGAGGCCUGCAAAUACUACCAGCAGAGGAGCCUGAGCAGCACCCAGCUCACCGUGGACGCGCUGAAGAAAGGAGGCAGGUUCCAGGCCCCCACCUCGUUGGCGUCCAUCCUCAGGAACUACCUCAGCACGGGGCCGAGGCAGAAAGGAGCGGCGCCGGCCCAGAAUGGGGGAGCGGGGUGUGCGGGGGGACAAGACAAGCUGACAGGCUCUCUGGAGGCCGAGCUCAAGGCUCUGGUCUCCCUGGAGGAGGUGAAGGGGAGUUUGGUGAGGGGGAAUGCCAAAGAGGUGCUGGCAGUGUGCGAGAGUCUGGUUGAGAAAGAAGUAGCCAGGCUGUUCUCGGCCUCGGAGCUGGACAAAGGGGCCCUGCUGUACCUCAACUCCCUCUUCAGCGUCUUCCCCGGGCAGUUGUGGAGAGCGGCGCAGGCCGCCCUCCAGCUGCACUGCAACGGGGACGGCUCUCUGUCCAGCGGGGCUCCCCCGGACGUGUGGAAAACGGUCCUCAGUCCCGCCGGGACGCCCAGCUCCCCGGCCUGCUUCUCCUUCGCAAACGGUGGGCCAAAACACAACCACAGCCUCAAAGGGGAUCACAACGCCAACUGCACGGCCGCCCUGCCGGUGUUUGAGCUCCUCUGCCACUCCGUUUUCCACUUCCAGCCCAGCUGGUUGCCCAGGUUCCUGGAGCUCGCCCAGCAUCAGCAGCAACAGCAGGGCUCAGCCGGCCUGGGCCUCAGCCGGGCCUCCUCUUCCUCCUGGGGCUUCUCGGGCGGUAGAGGAGGGGAGGCCGGGGAGAACAACGUGCCGCUCUACAAACGCGCCCUGUGCGUCUUGUCCGGCCUGGCCCCGGACCGAGACGGACGGCAGGACUUGGAGGUGGAGCUGAUGCUGGUCAGCGGGCGGCCCAACGCCAUCCUGCAGGCGUUGAGGAUCCUCAUGGCCAAGCGGCGGUGGGAGCGAGUCACCCAGGUGGCCCAGAGGUUCUGCAAACAGAGUCCGCUGCUCAACAAGGAGAUUUUCACUACUCUGCUGUGCGAGGUGAUUCAGCACCGGGACCUGGACCCUUAUUUGGACCUGCUUUGGGCGCUGUGCCCCGAGGACCUCACAGUCACCACCAUUCUCAACCUGGUGCUGAAAAACCUCCCCUCCUCUAACACCCUCCCGCCAUCGUCCUUCUCCGCGUCCCACAACGCCUCCACGCCGCCCGCUCCCUUCGCGGACUCCCACAGCGGCCAGUUGACUGUCGGGCUGUUGAAACCUCUGCUGAAGAAAGUCCUUCAGAGGGAGACCAAGCCCAGCCAGCGCUACGCGGACAUUCUCCAGUCCCCGUCGUUCCCCCCUCCUGCCCCCCCUCGCCAGCCUGCACAGCCGCCCAGGUCCAUCUCAGAUCCGUGCAACGCUUCAUCUUCUGGCGACGCAGGAGGAUCCGAUCAGCAGGCUUCCACAAAUACAACUGUGCAGAGAGCCCGGGUGGUACUACCCAUGGACCCGGUCUGAUAUCCAUCAGUAAGACCAAUCAACAUGGGGAAAAAAGAAAAAAAAACAUUCCACGUGUAAUCUGACCAAGCUUUGAAACUGCAUUUGUGUGUGUGUGCAUGUUGACAAUUGCCUAUAAACAGAAUAUCAAUAUGUUGCAGGUAAUAAUGCACUCAACUAUGAUAAUUGAUAGUGUCUUAAAAAAAAAAGUAAUGUAAGAUACAGAGUGACUACUAAAAACUACAACAUUACUACUGAAGAUCUUACCGGUGUAAAUAGUGCAGGUCAUCUUAAUGUGUGUAUGUACUGUAUCUGCAAUGUUAUUUAUCUCUUAAGCCUUAACUGCACGUGGAUGAGAAUACUUCAUGUUUAGCUUAGUCUUUAUCAGAACACCAUCAAUAUAGAAUAUCAUAUUGUCUUUGUCUGCUACAAAAACAAAGUCCUGGAUUCCCGUAUCUGGGAUUUAUGGAAUAAGUGUUCAAUACGGUUCCUUUAUUGACCUCUGGUUUUGUGCUCAUAAGUGCUUAAAUAUUAACCUGGUUUCAACGGGCUCAACCCCGAAACCAAACACCAUUCUGCCUUUUGCGUCCUUCAUUUGUCUCUCUAGACUCCAUCUUGUCCUCGCUGCUUCCUGGCAGCCCGACUCGGAGGACAUUCCAGACAUAAUACCCACUAAGAGUGACUCAGUUUGACUUUAAAUUAAAUUUUGGAGGUAAUUCUGUUAGGAUUUGAGUGUGGGUUUGGUAGGCUGUGACUAACCAGGACGCCCUGCUGCUUGGGUAUAAGGUCAUGUACGUCUCCCUUCAUGUACUCAGUGAGAGUAAUGUUAUUAGAGAUAUUAGGUCCUCUGUCUUGUCCUCUUGGGCCUGUGUGUUUUCUCCAUGCUUUGGAACUGAUCGCACUUUUACAUCACCUCUGUCAGUAUUGUUUGUGUCAUGCAUCUGUUCAAAUGAAUGUUUUUGGAUGAAGUGCUGUAAACAGAAGUAUACUGGAGUGCCUAUAGUAUUUAAUGCAUUGUCAUUGUUCUUGCAGUCUAUAUUGCUUGUUUUAAUCAAAGGAAGUGCUUAGCAAAAUGUUAUUUAUUUUUGUCCCAUUCUUCUGAAGACUACUGAAACAACGACUCUUCAGCCCGAGAGCCAGCUCUAAAAUGUCAAAUGACAAUCAGACUCCAAAAUGCUGCAAAACAAUCAGCCCAGAGUGGCCUUCGCAGCACUGCUGUUCAUUUAGAGCGCGGUGCCACAUUCCUGCUGCCUCUCUGAUGCUGUUCGACUGGAGUGCACGUGUUAAAUGUUCAUUUGCCACAACCUUAUUUCAGUUGGUAAGAAUUCUUCCAGGAUUUGCUCGCACCAAUUUCCCGCUUGCUUUUUUUACGUUGGGGGAUGCGAUGCUCUACUUUGUGUUACUGGAAAAAAGGAAAAGAAAGCAAAUGUAUUGUGAAGGUGUUAUUAAACUGUAGAUAAAACAUGUUUGCCC